AUUACUUUUUCCAAGAGAGGCCGGAGGAGGGCUUCUCCGCUCCGGCUGGCGCCGCCGCCGCCGCCGCCUCGCGCGCCCCUGCUCCGCCGCCAUCCACCCGGGGGGCUGCUCCUCCCCGGUACCAUGUGUGACGGCGCCCUGCUGCCCCCCCUCGCCCUGCCCUUGCUGCUGCUGCUGAUCUGGGGACUGGUGGACCCGGGCACAGCUGCCGGCGGCGACGGGGCGGCCGACGUGGAGGUGGUGCUCCCGCGGCGGGUGCGCCCGGACGACGUGCACCUGCUGCCGGGGGUGCUGCUGCCGGGGGUCCCCCCGGGUCCCCGGCGGCGGCGGCGCCCCCCGCGCGCGCCCCCGGCCGCCCCUCGCCGCCCCCCGCCGCCGCCCGGCGAGCGCGCGCUGCUGCUGCACCUGCCGGCCUUCGGGCGCGACCUGUACCUGCAGCUGCGCCGCGACCUGCGCUUCCUGUCCGGCCGCUUCGAGGUGGAGGAGGCCGGCGAGGCCUGGCGCCGCGGCCGCCCCGCCGCCGAGCUCUGCUUCUACUCGGGCCGCGUGCUGGGCCACCCGGGCUCCCUGGUCUCCGUGAGCACCUGCGGCGCCGCCGGAGGCCUGGUCGGCCUCAUCCAGCUUGGGCAGGAGCAGGUGCUCCUGCAGCCCCUCAACGGCUCCCGGGGCCCGCUCGGCGGCCGAGAGCACCUGGUCCAGCGCAAAUGGCCCCCGGCUCCCGGCCCCUCCGCCCAGGCCCCGGCCCCCGGCCCGCUCUGCCAGGUCCUCACAGAAAAGAAGAAGCCGGCGGGCAAGGGCGGGCUGCCGGCGGACGGGCGGGAGCGGAGGAGCGCCAUCCGGCUCACCAGCGAGCACACGGUGGAGACCCUGGUGGUGGCCGACGCGGACAUGGUGCAGUACCACGGGGCCGAGGCCGCCCAGCGGUUCAUCCUCACCGUCAUGAACAUGGUUUACAACAUGUUCCAGCACCAGACCCUGGGGGUGAAGGUGAACAUCCAGGUCACCAAGCUGGUGCUGCUGCGACAGCGCCCUGCCAAGCUGUCCAUCGGGCACCACGGGGAGCGGUCCCUGGAGAGCUUCUGCCACUGGCAGAACGAGGAGUACGGCGGCGCCCGCUACCUCGGCAACAACCAGGUGCCCGGCGGCAGGGACGACCCGCCCCCCGUGGACGCGGCCGUGUUCGUGACCAGGACAGACUUCUGCGUGCACAAGGACGAGCCGUGUGACACCGUCGGCAUCGCUUACCUGGGAGGCGUGUGCAGCGCCAAGAGGAAGUGCGUGCUCGCCGAGGACAACGGCCUCAACCUCGCCUUCACCAUCGCCCACGAGCUGGGCCACAACUUGGGCAUGAACCAUGACGACGACCACUCGUCCUGCGCCGGCCGGUCCCACAUCAUGUCGGGCGAGUGGGUGAAAGGCCGGAACCCCAGCGACCUCUCCUGGUCCGCCUGCAGCCGAGACGACCUGGAGAACUUCCUCAAGUCGAAAGUGAGCACCUGCUUGCUGUUCACGGACCCGCGGAGCCAGCACGCCGUGCGGCUGCCCCACAAGCUGCCCGGCAUGCACUACAGCGCCAACGAGCAGUGCCAGAUCCUGUUCGGCACCAACGCCACCUUCUGCAGGAACAUGGAGCAUCUGAUGUGCGCGGGGCUGUGGUGCCUGGUGGAAGGAGACGCGUCCUGCAAGACCAAGCUGGACCCGCCCCUGGACGGCACCGAGUGCGGGGCCGACAAGUGGUGCCGCGCGGGCGAGUGCGUGAGCAAGACGCCCAUCCCCGAGCACGUGGACGGCGACUGGAGCCCCUGGGGCGCCUGGAGCAUGUGCAGCCGCACCUGCGGGACCGGAGCCCGCUUCCGGCAGCGGAAGUGCGACAACCCCCCCCCCGGGCCCGGAGGCGCGCACUGCUGGGGCGCCAGCGUGGAGCACGCCGCGUGCGAGGGCCCGCCCUGCCCCAAGGGGCUGCCCAGCUUCCGGGACCAGCAGUGCCAGACGCACGACCGGCUGAGCAGCAAGCAGAAGGGGCUGCUGGCCGCUGUGGUGGUGGACGACAAGCCGUGUGAGCUGUACUGCUCGCCCCUGGGGAAGGAGUCCCCGCUGCUGGUGGCCGACAGGGUCCUGGACGGCACGCCCUGCGGGCCCUACGAGACCGACCUCUGCGUGCACGGCAGGUGCCAGAAAAUCGGCUGUGACGGCAUCAUCGGCUCAGCGGCCAAGGAGGACCGGUGUGGCGUGUGCAGCGGCGACGGCAAGACCUGCCGCGUGGUCAAGGGCGACUUCAGCCACGCGCGGGGCACAGGCUACAUCGAGGCCGCCAUCAUCCCCGCGGGCGCUCGGCGGAUCCGUGUGGUGGAGGACAAGCCGGCCCACAGCUUCUUAGCCCUCAAGGACUCCAGCCGCCGGUCCAUCAACAGCGACUGGAAGAUCGAGCUGCCCGGGGAGUUCCAGAUCGCGGGCACCACCGUCCGCUACGUGCGCAGAGGCCUGUGGGAGAAGAUCUCGGCCAAGGGCCCGACCCAGAUCCCGCUGCAUGUGAUGGUGCUGCUGUUCCACGACCAGCACUACGGGAUCCACUACGAGUACACCAUCCCCGUGAACGCCACGGCCGAGAGCCAGAGCGAGCCCGAGAGGCCCCGGGACUCGCUGUUCCUGUGGACGCACAGCGGCUGGGAGGGGUGCAGCGCGCAGUGCGGCGGAGGGGAACGCAGGACCGUCGUGUCCUGCACGCGCAUCGUGAACAAGACCACGGCGCUGGUGAAUGACAGCGACUGCCCCCCGGCCAGCCGCCCCGAGCCCCAGGUCCGCAGGUGCAACUCACACCCAUGCCAGGCGCGGUGGGCAGCGGGCCCCUGGAGCCCCUGCUCAGCCACCUGCGAGAAGGGCUCGCAGCGGCGGGAGGUGACCUGCGUGCACCAGCUGCAGAACGGCUCGCACGUCACCACGCGGCCCCUGUACUGCCAGGGCGCCCGGCCCGCCGCCGCGCAGAGCUGUGAGGGCCAGGACUGCCUGUCCAUCUGGGAAGCGUCUGAGUGGUCUCAGUGCUCCGCCAGCUGCGGCCCCGGCACGCAGAAGCGCACGGUGACCUGCACCAACUCCCAGGGCAAGUGCGACGCGUCCACGCGGCCCCGCGCCGAGGAGCCGUGCGAGGACUACUCCGGCUGCUACGCCUGGAGGACCGGCGACUGGUCCACGUGCUCCUCCACGUGCGGGAAGGGGCUGCAGUCCCGCGUGGUGCAGUGCAUGCACAAGGUCACCGGGCGCCAUGGCAGCGAGUGCCCCGCCCUCGCCAAGCCCGCCGCCUACCGGCAGUGCCACCUGGAGGUGUGCAACGACAAGAUCAACGUGAACACCAUCACCUCGCCGCGCCUGGCCGCCCUGACCUACAAGUGCACGCGGGACCAGUGGACGGUGUACUGCCGGGUCAUCCGGGAGAAGAACCUGUGCCAGGACAUGCGGUGGUACCAGCGCUGCUGCCAGACGUGCAGGGACUUCUACGCCAGCAAGAUGCGCCGGCCGCUGCCCCCGCCCUCGCCGAGCUCAUGACAGGCGCCCCCGGUCCCGCCACACCGCCGUGCGAGGCCUCCGGUUCCUGACUCGAGGGCCCGCCGAACACACCGCCCGCCGGAGGGCACAGCGUCCUGCCGCCAGGACCCCCCGGAGCACAGCGCCCUCGUCCCAAGAACGCAGUCCCCCGGAACUCCGCGCGGACCCGACCUCUGCCCUGAGCGCUUUUAUUCUUAAUGUGUUGUUCAGAGCCACUGGAUGGCUUUCCACGGGAAAGGGGGAAAAGCAGGCCUGAACCACAGAAUCGGCACAGUCUCGAGGGUUCCCCGGACCUCCACGGGGCACCUCUGACCGCCGACAGCCGAGCCAGACAGACGUCAGGCCGCCUCCGCCUCGGCUCUCUCCCGGCGGCAGGAACCCCGGGGCAUCUGUGUCACCGGGCGGAUGGCCAGAGCGAGGCCCCGGACACCGAAUCGGGCUUUGUUCCGGGUGGAGGGGCCGAUGCCGUCCGCCCGGCGCUGAGGGCAGGUUCUCUGGACCCAGGGCCUGGCCCGGGGACGUCCCUCUGCGAGGCUGGGUCUGCGUGGACCCACUGCAGCCGCUGUGUCGGAGAGAAGAUUCCGGAAGGGUUCAGGCGUGGGGAGAUCCCACUGUCAGAUCUCUGCCGUCCGCCCAGGGAAACGGAGGACCCUCUCUCGCAGGCGCUGCGAGCAGCUCUGGGGCGGCUUCCUGGCAGACGGGGGAGCUCAGGGCAGCUUUGUCAGGGCCGUGGGGGCUUCCCUCUGCCUCCCGGAGCCCUCUGCUUCACGUCUUUGUGUUUUUGUGGGUUUUUUGGGGACUUCAUAAGCUCGGCACUGUGCGGAUGGCCUCCCGGAGCUGACCUUGGCCAUCUGUCUGAAGCGGAUUACUCCGGAGCCUCAGAGGAUCCACGCUCAGGCCCGGCCGCCUCGUCCACUACAGGCGGGUUUCCUCCAGGGGGCGCUCCGCCCAGCGGGCCGGGAUCCUUGGAGAAGAGCCGCCCGGCCGGCCGGAGCCAGGGCCCGCCGCCCGGCCACCCAGCUUCCUGCAGCGCAGACCUUGUCGCGCCGUCCCUGCGAACUGUCUUCCCCGCGGGACAAGAAGGACCCUCAGAAAAGCACGCAGAGGGUCUUCCUCGCCUGCAGUCCCCUCGCCCCUCCGGACAGGGCUGUGCCCGCUCUGGAGCCCGGGGAGGCGGCCCCUCUGAGGGCGCAGGGGAGUCCCGACAACGGGGCGCAGCAGGCGUGCAGCCAGGAUCCUCCACAGGAUCCUCCCGGGAGCUGGGGAGCUGGGACCCGGGGCCCUGCUGCCAGGAAUUCCGUUUCCCCGAGCAGCCUGGCGGCAGUCGGAUGGGUGCUCACGUUCAAGGACUUUGCCACGAGGACCCCCCCGCCGUGUCCUGGGGGUCUCCUCGGGGUGCUUCUCCUCUCACUGGUGCUGCGCCUGGGACCGGGGCUGGCGUUGUGGACGUCACGACGUUCAGGCCCACUCCGGUCACAAGGACAAACCUCACAUCCCUCUGCUCUCUCCAGCCUGCUCCCCCCGGGGAUGGGGGCCGUGGAGGGGCGUGGCCGGGGCUCGCCGCAGCCCCUCGGCCCCCGCCCCUGCCCCCCACCCCCGGGACCCGUGAGGCCAGUGGAGAAACCUCCUUCGGUGCUCAGCGCCCGGUGCUCUGCGGAGAGGAAGGACAGGAUGCCAGGGUGGCGCUGCCCGCCCUCUGAUGCCACCCCCCCUCCCCGCCAGCUCUUGUUCUUAA
Messenger RNA from Pipistrellus kuhlii (Kuhl's pipistrelle), 5275 nucleotides. It is a transcript of the gene ADAMTS17, whose product is annotated as ADAM metallopeptidase with thrombospondin type 1 motif 17. Lineage: Eukaryota; Metazoa; Chordata; Mammalia; Chiroptera; Vespertilionidae. Gene Ontology annotation, molecular function: metalloendopeptidase activity. The transcript is spliced from 23 exons. The coding region runs from base 124 to 3540 and encodes 1138 amino acids. The record is from RefSeq and is a predicted model, not a curated record. Gene Ontology annotation, cellular component: extracellular matrix. Gene Ontology annotation, biological process: extracellular matrix organization; proteolysis.